GUUGCAUCAAUUUCAAGGACAGCCCGAGCACAGCACGCGAACAGAAAGAGCUCCAGGACAGUAUUGCGUCCUUGAAGAAUCGACCCAAUUGGUUGGCUUGAUUGGCUUGAUUACAUAAAAGCACAAUCGCCGUUUGACAUCUUCGGAAAAUCUUUGAACGUAACGACACUACCGCCCGUCAUCGUCCUUCUGGCGUCGCACUACUAGACACAUCCAAAAGUCUAAUCGCGACGUUUCAAAUCGAUGGCCAGCAUUGACAGAUACCGACCUCCCGCACGGGAAGGCUACCAGCCACCCAUCAUGGCCUCUAACGCCACCGUCGCCAGCGCUGCGCGCACAUCACGAUCGCCCUCCAAGAGACGUGAAAUCCCACCCGCCGUGCCCACGCCACCACCGCCUCACUUGUUCCGCACCUCUCCCCCCCCUCGUACGCGGUCGCGCCAGCAAUCACAAUCGCCGCCUCCGACGCCGGCUACGAUGCUGAACCAAUGGUUCUUCAACCAGGAUGAGGUGUUGAGCAGUCCGAGCAUACUGGAUGGAUUGAGUCCUGCCGAGGAAAGGCUGCGCAGGGCGAAGGGUGUCAAUUUCAUCUACCAGGCUGGCAUACUGCUGGACUUACCGCAGAUCACGCUCUAUGUCGCUGGUGUCUACUUCCAUCGCUUCUAUAUGCGCCGUAGCAUGGUGGAGGAGAAGGGUGGAGUUCAUCACUACAACAUAGCGGCCACCGCCCUAUUUCUUGCGAACAAGACCGAAGAAAAUUGCCGAAAGACUAAAGACAUCAUCAUCGCUGUUGCCAAGGUCGCACAAAAGAAUGCCAAAUUAAUCAUAGACGAGCAGUCGAAGGAGUACUGGCGCUGGCGUGACAGCAUAUUGGCAUACGAAGAGGUCAUGCUGGAAAACCUAACAUUCGAUCUGAUGAUUGACAACCCGCACAGCCAGCUCUACAAGCUUCUCGAGCAAUUAGGAAUAAUCCACAACAAACACCUGCGGCAUGCGGCCUGGGCUUACUGCAACGACUCCUGUCUGACCCCGCUCCCGCUCCUCAUGGACGCUCGCGACAUCGCCAUAGCCAGCAUCUUCUUCUCCAGCACCUUUACCAGGCAGCGCAUCGAGGAUGUCAACAACGAGCCAUGGUGGAAGGCAGUCCAAGGCAAUGAGCCUCUCAUGAGUAAGGCUAUUGAUGUGUUGCGGGACUUCUACAUCGAGAACCCCCUCCGGAAACAAGAGAAUCCGUACCAGGGAAGUCCCGAGUUCAACUUGGAGAACACACGCAAAAACGGCGAGGGCUCUAGCACAAAUGUGACCCCACACGUGGACCGCGAUACGUUGAGUCCGAAAGACCGGGUCAAUGGUUCAGAUAUGACGGCGGGCAGCAAAGAGCCGGAUGCGGAAUCAAAAGCUGCCGAGGAAGCUUCGCGAGCCCUAGGUGACUCGGAUGCGAUCUUGAAGGAGGCGGCCAACGACCCCACGACACACCUGAGCACCAAUGGGAACGGUGCCGAAGGCUUGAGCCCGGGGGUUAAGCGAAGUCUGGGGGAAGUCGAGCCCCUGGCACCAGAGGAGACCAGAGAGGUCAAGAGGCCACGAACGGGGAGCGAUGAUGAUGAGGGUGAAGUGCACGAGUAGAUCUCGAUUUCAGGCGAAACACCGGCAAUAUCAAGAUACGGCAGGCCAAGACCCUCAUACUCAUCAAGCCCGGGCAUGAGUGCGGAAAUUUGGAUCGGAGGAAAUCCAUUGGCCUUGAGGCCUUCAGGCGUUUCGGCAGGACAUAUAAGGAAUCGAGUCCGGAACAAGGCGCCAGGGAUAUUUGCAUGCGUUGUUAAUAUUGUGUAUAGUUCUGCCUUGGCUUUGGAACCAGCAAUCUAGUCUCCUGGCUUUGGUGCACUAGGGGCGGGUGCCCUUUGACAAAGCAUCAUUUUAAGUGUAGCGAUAUACCAACAGGGAAC
Molecule: messenger RNA, 1946 nt
Organism: Pseudomassariella vexata
Lineage: Eukaryota; Fungi; Ascomycota; Sordariomycetes; Amphisphaeriales; Pseudomassariaceae
Product: cyclin-like protein
Exons: 2
Coding region: 244-1626 (460 amino acids)
Biological process (GO): positive regulation of DNA-templated transcription, elongation; regulation of transcription by RNA polymerase II
Cellular component (GO): nucleus; cyclin/CDK positive transcription elongation factor complex
Molecular function (GO): cyclin-dependent protein serine/threonine kinase activator activity
Source: RefSeq, a predicted model, not a curated record